Ctenopharyngodon idella (grass carp) is the source of this 4670-nucleotide messenger RNA. It is a transcript of the gene stpg4, whose product is annotated as sperm-tail PG-rich repeat containing 4. Gene Ontology annotation, cellular component: female pronucleus; germinal vesicle; male pronucleus. Gene Ontology annotation, molecular function: chromatin binding; histone binding. The coding region runs from base 727 to 1416 and encodes 229 amino acids. The record is from RefSeq and is a predicted model, not a curated record. Lineage: Eukaryota; Metazoa; Chordata; Actinopteri; Cypriniformes; Xenocyprididae. The transcript is spliced from 7 exons. Gene Ontology annotation, biological process: epigenetic programing of male pronucleus.
GAGACGAUUGUAUUUUUUAUUUUUAUUUUUUUGACCAAGAGCUUAUUACAAUGACACCCGUAAACUGUGAAGCAUGGCUGUUAUUCAUGGUAUGUCAGUGUUGAAGUGCACUGGUACAGGAGACCGCUCUGACAAACAGUAAACACUGGGCCCUUCAGUUGCUUGUUAGAAGCAUGUGUUCCUGGUCGCCUAGCAACAGAGCAGAACAUUCUGCCCUAAACUCCCAGAGAGAGCUGCUUUCCCUGCUUCACAGCUUCUGCUGUGUUAUUCAUGUGUGACAAACCCUUACAAAUGGAUGUGUCAUAUGCCUCUUACAUGAUAGAAAUAAUAAACCUAGAUAGAUCCCUUUCAAAACUUGGGAAAUUUAUUGUGGAACUCAUUUAAUUUAAUACCUUAGGAGAAAUUAAAACACAUAUGUAUGUAUGCAUACAGUACAAAAGUACAGAGUACAAUAAUUGUGGAUAGCAGCUCAGAUAACUUGGCCUUUUAAAAUAUGUAUGAAAGUUCAGAUUUUUGAUCAGAGAAUUUGAUGAACAAACUCAUUGAGAUUUUUUUUUUUCAAUAUGAAAAAAAUCAGUAAAUGUAAAUAAUGAAUCAAAGAGCAAACAAAUAGCAGAAACUUGUGUAUCCAGUCCUUUGAUUAAUAGUUAAAUAGUAUUAGUAUCUAAGCAACGCUUGUUGUUGUUGAGGUGUCCAUUACAGAAGACAAUCAGGAACGACAGAACUAUGGCCACAGGAAGAGAGAAAACAUUACCCAAAGGAAAAUAUAUAGAUGGGAAACAGAAAGAAGAAACGUACACUGACAGAAGUGGUUGGUGGAGAAACACUAUUAAGAACUAUCCCAUUCCUGGCAGUUACCACAUCCGAGACUUCAUAGAGGAGACAGGACUGAACCCGGUGCCUAAGACGUACAGCUUCAAGGGCCCCAGGCGAAACACCCUCAUGUCGACUGUGCGUCGAGGGGAUCUGCUGUUGCCCGGGGCAUAUAACUUUACUGACUCAACCAAUGAGGCUCUGCGACGCCAGGCAACUUAUUCUUUCAAAAACUGCCCCAGACCUGACAACCACACUUUAGGACUCAGAGAUAAGGAUAUUAACCUGUCACCCGGUCAGUAUGAUGUUACAGAGAAGCCUGUCCCCAAAUCACCCUGCAAACACGUGAUGUUCCGAUCAGCUGUUCAGAGGGUCAGCUUUCUCCCGAAGGAAGGACCAGCGCCUGGACAUUACAACCCAAGGCCAAGCACAGGCAUUGCAGUCACUUCCUGCUUUAGGUCUACAGUACCACGGCUGUACAGUGUGCACUCGGGAACUCCCGGCCCAGGUGUGUAUGAGCCCAUGUGGCACAAAGGCCAACGGCUCAGCACUGAGGUCAAAGUGGACUGGGCCUAUGACCUCCUUUUUCGGAACACACCAUGAACUUUGCCCUCCUGUUUGUCUUUGACCUUCCCAUAUGUAUUCCUUCUAGUAAUAUUUUCCAUUCUUUUGAAAGAAGGGUGUUGCCAGCUGGCAUGUGACUGACCUUGUUGAAAUAUGGUUGAAAUAAUGUUAGUUGUUGUUUUAAAUAUGUUAAUGUUUAAUGCUAAAUUGUUGUAAAAAGGUUAACAAAAUAUGUAUACAUUUUAUCAAGAUCUGUAUGAAAUGACAUUGAAACAACAUUGUGAUAUUAACAGUGAUUUGGUUUAAAAAAAUCUAUCUCUGCUAUCUCUAAAUGCUAUCUCUGUUAUGUCAUUAGCUUUGUGAUGACUCUCACACUCACAUAACUCAUUCAGCCUGAACAAAGAGAUCAUUGUCACACAAUAAAACUGCUGUUUACAACACUCUCGCACAAUAGCUAGAUUAACCCUAUUGUCGAGGCCCUGAAUAAUUCUGCUGACAUUAAUUAUAAUGCACAUGUGGGUUGUAUAGGCCUAUAUUUAUAUAUCUAAGGAAUAAAUGUAAUCUAUAUAGUUACUGUAUGGUCCAAAAGUCUGAGGUCAUGAGUAAAAAAUGCAUAAAUUUCCCAUUUUUCUAAUUUAAUACAAAAUGCUUAAAGGUGGAUUCAGUUGUUUGGUGCUAAUUUAAAAAGUUGUACACAUUAAGAAAUACAUUGUGUUUUUGUGGAGUCAUAUGAAUGUUGUACACUCACAUGAGAUGAAGACUGUACUCAUAAUAGUAUUCUAUAAAAAGUAUUUUAAUUAUAAAUGACCCACGCUGUUUUACUAAACUUCAGAUAGUAUCCUCACAUUCUUUGGCUGUCGCCAUAUGGUAGUAGUGUUAUUUGCUGAUACAAAAAGUGAAAAUCAGGCAACGGAACACAUUAUUGUGCUUUACGAGCAGAGACAAUGGGAGAAUCAGUACCUGUGUGGCCCGAGAAGCAGAAAAGAUCUGAAACGAGAAGACAGAAUAACCGUCAAAGACAAAAAUAAAAGAGAAUGUGAACAUCAGUGUGACAUAAACAAGGUGGAAAGAUUUGAAGAAAGAAAAUCCUGAGUAGCCCAAAUUGUUGGACAUGUGAGGGAAUUAAUUAUUGUGCAAAUCACUCUCUAUAACUUGCUAGUGCAUAAAACUCAUCAUUAUGGCGAAAGAUGGCAGCACACCUUGUGGUAUUGGUACUUAAAGUCGGCAUGAAAUAGAAGUUGCGAUAGUCCUUUCUUCCUUAUUGCGUCGUAUAUCUGAGUGAAAUGGCUUCUUGAACAAGAAAAAAAUAUAGGGCGGGACUUGAUUUUGUCUAUCGGGAAUUUAUCGGAUUGUUGGUUCAUUGUUGUUUGCUAUUGGUCGAUCUCGUGUGAGUGACAGGUUGUCCCCCCUCACGCCAGUAAACACGUCAUUGCAAGAGGGAGGGUAAGUUAUUUUGAUUAAAGAUUACGAGGGCACAUGAAUUAAAAAAAGAAAGAAAAUAAUGAAAUGCAAGGAUAAAUCAUUUUAAUAAAUACUGCAAAAUUCAAUAAAAAAUAAGAAUGUCAAUUUUGAUUUCAUGGUGACAUUAAAAUACAUGAAGAAUGGUGAUGAUAACGCUAGCUAAAGAACUACUGAAUUUACCUUUAAUUACAAAUACUAUUGGUAGAACAAUCUGAAAAAAAUAAAAAUAAAAAAUGAACAUCAUGUAAUUGUAACAAUCGUGUUUAGUUUCAUUUUCCUUGUCCGUUUUGCCUGAGUUGUCAUUUCAUUGUUUCAUUGUUCGUUGCUAUGGUUUCUGAUUAGUUACACACCUGUUCCUUGUUCUGUUGAUUGUCAUCUCUGUGUAUAUAAACCCUCAGUUUUGUCAGUUCUCUGUUUGAUGUUGUUAAUGGUAAAUAGUUACUCUCUGUGUUCAUUUAAUUCUCUGUAUUCCUCAAGUCAGCUUUAUUUAUGUAGCACUUUUUACAAUGCAGAUUGUGUCACAGCAGCUUUACAGUGAUAAGCAGGAAACAUAAUUUUGGCUGUACAGCAGCUGUAGAAGAAAAUAGUGUCAUUGUCCAGUUCAGUUCAGUUCGCACACAAUGCAGGCAGAUCAGUAAUAUUGUUGAAUAUUACUGAUCUCCCUACCCCUAAACCUACCCAUCACAGGUGGUGUCCCCGACUAAGUGUCCCCGACUAAGUAAGCAAGAGGCGACAGCGGCAAGGAACCCAAACUCCAACAGGUGACAAAAUGGAGAAAAAAAAAAACCUUGGGAGAAACCAAGCUCAGUUGGGGGGCCAGUUCUCCUCUGGCCAACAAACGAACACUGUAUGAUUAUGAUUCAGGCAUCAUUACAGGUCAGAAGUCAGAUUGGAUCAGAACAUUCAAAUGAUUUAAUCCAGUUCCAUCUGGAUGAAGAUCGGAUUCAUCACGCUGGUUCCUCUUUCAUUCUGCGUCACACUCUUUAUUGGAUUUAUUUAAACAUUUUUAUUAUAUUGCUGGUGCUGUUGUUUUAAAAAAGGGAAACCAUUGGUGUCAAAUCAAUAACUGCACAAAGUCAGUACAAAAUUAGUAUACACAUACCCAAGAUAAGCUAGUAAGUGUUACUGCGCAGCUAAAAUAGUGACCAUUUCCAUUCUUCCCAAAAUAGAAUGUGAACGAGUGAGACUUGUGUGCAGUCAGGUGACGCUGUAGGGCUUCAUGCAAUCACACAAGUUUUUUCUAACAGGGUCAUGUUCAGAGUCAAUAUCACGCAAGACAAAAGUGGCUGGAGGCCUCGUAUCAUUUUACAUUGCAAUGGACAGGUGCUGGUACUACAUCACAGGUCUAUUAUAUGACUCAUAAUACUUUAAAGAGGAUGGUCUGGGAUCAGGACAGUGGGAGAUGUAGGUUACUAUUGUUUGUGAAAUAUGAACAGUGCAAUAAACUUGUCCAUCCUUAGAACAUCAACUGAUUGAGCAUAACUAAUGUGAGGGUGAAUGCAAGGCGACCUUGAAAACUCAUGUUAUGGUUACUGAAGCUAAUUCAGUGGCAAAUAAUACAUAUAAAGUGGUCAUAUCAUAAUUUGUUGAAAGUUAGUUCCCAAAACCACUGUUUUUAAUGGCCAUUUUUUAUCUCAAUUUUCUCUGCUAUAGUAUGAUCUGUGGCUAUGCUGUUAGGAUUAAAAUAGUUUGCCCCAUUCCUUCUAUUACUGUAUCACAUUAUGACAGAUUAAUAAAACAAUUCUUGCUGAAAUGUGUUGCAUAAUUGGUUAGUCAGAUUGUGUUAUUUUAGUAAUUGAGCUAGAUAUUGUUUUUAUUCAUAAUUUGAAUUA